GCUUCCUUCGCUUCACUUGUCCGCGAGAAGUCUCGCAGUUCGAAAGGUGUUCUUGUCUGUCUCGCUCACAGAAGAAGAAGAGGAGUGAAGGAAGGAGGCGUUUGUAAACAUUCUUAAAGCAUCUUUUCCCCGCGACUAGUAGAGUUUUGGUUCUGAUUCUGUUUCCAGUCGCUGAGCCUGUAUUUGUACCUACCACAAGCAUCAACCACAAAACUUCCAAAAUGCGUUCCUCCCAGUGUUCAUUCGCCCUCAGUCCACUCACCGCAUUCGUUGUGGUCAUGGCUGUGCUACUGAUGAGCGCACCACCACCAUCCAUGGCCAAGCGGUUCGACUGUCAGAUGUUCUGCCGCACUACAGGAUUCAGUGGUAUGGUCGGCGGAUGCCGAUGCUCGUUCACCUUAUUCACUGCCAAGAGAUCCACCAGAGAUCACAACAGCGUUCCAGAAGAGAACCUCUCCUACCUGCAAGAGCUCGAGUCUGAGAGGAGGCCCGACUACACUCUGGAAGAGCUCCUGAGAAUGGACCGUGACACCCACGAAGUCCAGUCAGCCGAAGAAGAAGAAGAAGGAGUAGAAACCCAAUACGAGGCCCCCAGGCAGAAGCUCCCUCUGGUCCAGGCUUUGCCCAAGAACCACCCAGUGCGGCUCCUGGUCAAGCCCAGGUCUUCUGGAAGCCAGACCCAGCCCCAACAGCAGCAGCAGCCCCACCGUUCCAGCAGGCUAGGACGCUCUCCAUCCCAGCUGAUCACCAAGAGGCGAGAAUUCGAGCAGGAUUUGGACAACGGAGACACCAGUGACUUCUUGAGGUUGCCAUACUAGAGAAAAGUUAAAAAAUAUGCCAUAGCAUCUCCCGUGGCCCUUCUCACCAACACCUCCCCCUCCUAAACCUCUUGACCUCUCUACUCUCACCAUCGCCCUUAUAAAGAUUCUUAUAUAUAUUAUGUAUCUCAUCUAUUAUUGUAAGUCAGUUCAAUGUAUCACAUGUCAGUGAGGCGAAUGUAUUUUUAAACCAUGAAAUAUAGCCAUAUAAAGUCUCCAGAAAACGCUUUCAGCCCUUUUCAUAUAAUAGCUUCAUGAGAACGGGAUGAUACUAAACAACUAGAAAAAAAUAAACCAACAUCAAUCAUGAAGGCAGGGAAGUUUACCAUAGAGACAAAACUAAAAAAAAAAAAAGAAAUAAUAUCAAAAUGAGCCUGGCAACGCUAAUAUUAAAUCGGAGCAAAUCGGAAA
Molecule: messenger RNA, 1229 nt
Organism: Macrobrachium nipponense
Lineage: Eukaryota; Metazoa; Arthropoda; Malacostraca; Decapoda; Palaemonidae
Exons: 3
Coding region: 222-818 (198 amino acids)
Source: RefSeq, a predicted model, not a curated record